AUGACCUUAUCAAGUAUUUGUCGUUCAGUUGUUAAGUUUUAUUUUAAUUGUCAUCAUGUUGAAUCGUCCUCAUUGUAUGUCCAUUCAGCGUUUACUCGUCGUUUACAAUUUGCUUGUCGAUUAGUAUCGACAUUUCUCAUCUGUACUUUUGUGGGCUAUGGUACACAAUUAUCGACUCAUUUAUCACAUCAAUUUAUGAUACCAAAUUCAGGUGUUAUAUGUAUUCAAGAAACAUUUGGUCAUACAUUAUCUACAGCACUUCAUGUCUCACUUGCGAUUAUUCCAUUAUCAAUUAUUCUUUUUAUUAUUCAACAUCUUGUUGUAGUAUAUCACAAUUAUCCAAUUGGCAUAGUAUUAAUACUCUCUUCUUCGUUUUGUAUUUCAUAUAUGUGUAAAACGUUUCAAACAAGAAAAUUAACUCUUUUAUUUAAUGCACUUUUUUUCCUGACUAUUUUCAAUAAAGAAAAAGUUGAUUCGAAACUUGCUUUUCAACUCGUUGCUAAUUAUAUUAUUGGCAUGUUCGUGGCAGUACUUGUUUCUAUGCUCAUUUUUCCUCUUUUUGCCACAUUUGAUAUCGAAAAUCGUGUCAAUUAUUGUUUAUUACAUAUUGAUCAAAUGCACCAAUUUGUUUUGCAGGCAUUCCUAUGCGAAGACGAAAUCAAAGCGCAAGUAUCUUUAGCUCGAGCAAGAGUUGUUGAACGACGAUUACAUAAAACAAUGAGUCAAAUGAGAACAAGAUUACUUGAUGAAAUUCAUCUAGAACCGUCUCGAUUAUUACAACGGAUAUGUCGUCGACGAAAAAAAACGAUUACUCAUUUAAACGUUAAAGAACAAGCAGAUUUAGUUAUUUCAUUGAUGUUUCAUGUUUGUUCAUUACAAUCGAUGACCAAUCAGUGCCUGUUUAAUAGAUAUCAUAAGAAUUUAGUGGAAAAACUUCAAUCGAACUUCGCGGAAUUUAGUACUUGUCAAUCUAAGGUUAUUUCUGCUCUUAUCUUACCUUCAUCGAUUACUCGAGAAGUGUUCCUCCAUACUCUGAACAAUCUCCAAGCAGCAUUAGAUUCUAUGAAUUCAAUUUAUAAACAAGUUCGCAUUGAUCAUAUUGAAGAAAUGAUUGAAACAGGUGCUAAGAUUCAAUCAGAAGAUCAUCUUUCGCACGCUUUUUUCUUCUUUCAAUUGGGUGCUAUUGUACGAAUAUUGAGACAAACAAUGGUAAUCGAUUCUGAAUUAGACACAACAAAAAAAACCAUGAAACAAAAAAAAGGAUUCGGAGAUUAUUUCAAAUUUCAGCUUGAUUGGUCAAGAAUUUCUUCAGCAAUUAAAAGUAUGAUCAUCAUUGGUGUUGGUUCGAUAUUUGUCAUGGUACCUUCUCUAGCCAAUACCUUUGCUAAUGGACAAUGGAUAUUGAUCGGUCUGUGUACGACCCAGGGUGAUACAGUAGGUGGUGCAUUAACCUCGAUGAAAAUGAGAUUAAUUGGAAUUUUACUAGGUUCGAUGUGGUCCUACGCAAUUUACUUAGCAGUCGGUGAAGUUUUAUAUAAAAUAUGUGUAAUGCUUGUCCCAUGGCUUUUUCUGUUUGGUUAUUUAAAACUGGUAUCACAUUGGGACUUUUUAGCCCCAGUAGCUGCUACAACUCCAAUCCUGAUUAAUUUAGGUCAAACGUAUGGAGAUGUUUUACGAGAAGGAAAUUAUGUUCUUCUGCGAAUAGAAGAAACUAUUAUUGGUAUUGGUUUGGGUGCUAUUCUGACCAUAUUGAUUUUUCCGACCUUUGCAGUGGAUAUGUUAAAAAAAAAUAUUCAAGAUACAUUGAAAACAUGUUGUCAUGCUGUCGAAUCGAUUCAUUCUGUUUACGAUCACUUAUUUCAACAGCAAGAUUCCAAACAACAAUCAGUUGAUGUUGAUCAACAUGAAGAAACCAAAUUCAAUAUCGACCCCGAACGCAAUCAUUUUCAUCGACUGAUCACUUCUCAACGAACUCUUGUUCAAUCCACAGCAUUGGAACCAUCAUUCUUAUGGUUUAAUUAUGGUUUUUCGUCCAGUCGAUAUCAUACUUUAGUCUUACAACAACAUGAUAUGUUUAGAAUUUUACACAGUAUGCAUGCUACAUUAAUGUAUAUCAAACAAUACUCAUUGAAUGAUCACAAACAAAUUGAAGAUCUUCGUUUAAAUAGUACUGAUGCACAAAUCUUACUAGAUCUUGACGUUGAUUUAACAGAUUUAAGUCGACAAUUGAAUGAUUGUGUUAAUUUAUGGAUAUCUUAUUUUACUCUGACAAAAACAACAUAUUAUCGAUGGAGUCAUAUCCAUAUUCUACGUAAAAAAAGUAAAUUAAUUAAAGGAGAUUUAUCAGCAAAUGAAGAUUGUCUGAUUGAACUUCAUCGAACGGUUCUUCGUCUUCAGACUGAUUAUCAACAGGCAAUGGAUCGUGUUACAGAUUAUUAUAUCGAAAAAUCGGCUCAGAAAGAAGAACCCUCCACAUCUGUUCCCUAUGCGCAUAAUGAUCAAGCUGACUCUAUUCUUGUCACUGUUUCGGCAAUGUACUAUUCAACAAUACAAUUAGUACAAGUAGUAAUGGCUCUUGGUACAACAAUUCAUACUAUUUUCGAACUGGAGACAACAAAUGUCUAUCGAAAUUUCUAA
Molecule: messenger RNA, 2637 nt
Organism: Adineta steineri
Lineage: Eukaryota; Metazoa; Rotifera; Eurotatoria; Adinetida; Adinetidae
Source: the annotation of a GenBank genome assembly